CUCCUUUUUUUUCUGAAAAUUUUUGUACGAAAGUCGUAAUAGUAGCCCCUUCAUAAUACAAGCCCCCCCUAAAAAUUUUGAACACUUGGACAGUUUAGAAGCCCCGGAGGCUUCUAUUAUGGGGGGGUUUUAGUUUUAUUUUUUUCAAAAAUUUUAUAUUUUGUCACAUAUUUAUGAUUAAGGGUUUAUUCAUGAUUCCAUAUGGGCAAUUAAAAUUUUUUUAUUGGGGAGAGCGCGGGGAGUUCUGACACACCUGCGUCCCAGCGGUUCCGACGGUAUAGAAAAAUCUAAGAAACUUAUCUUGUUUUUCAAUAUAUUUAUUGCUGUGAGUAAUACAAAGCAGCUUUCUGGCGUUUUUGGGACGUUUAAACUACCAAAAGUAUAACUGUACACUAAAAAUAAGGUACUUAAUGUAUUAUCCAUUUCAAUGAACGGUGAACUUCGAUGCUUUUUUUAAUAACUUUUGAACGACAAGAGCUAGAGUUCUCCGGUUUUUUGUUUCUUAAAUUAGACACCGAGGCACACAGAACUAUGAAGUAACGAAGCUUCCAGAACAGGUCUACUAUGGUAUACCUUUCAAAGGAAAACGUCCGAGCUCGCCGUUCGUAGACUGCAUAGUGAGCCGAGCUCAAAAUUUGUCUGUUAUAUAGAAGAGACUUCCUUCUUUACAAUGACAUGAGUCCUAGAACUCCAUCUAUCAUAGUUCGUACACCACAGGCAAUCGCCGAGGACCUACCUGUCCGCCAAACCUCGCGCAAAAAUUCAUUGUUCUAAACAGUUAUCCGCAUGUAGCGCAUGUAGUCAAAGAAAGAAAGAACGAAAGCAGAAAAAGUCUUAGUGCUUUCAUUACCCACAGAUAUUGUUUAGACGUUGUUUGGGACAUAUGUGUCCCUGUGGUAGUGAAAGGGUUAAUCUAUGACAAGACCUUUUUUUCUUCUGGAAAUAAAUAAUUAGCGAAUGAAUCAGAUUUUUGUAAGUUUAAAGUUGUUUUAUCUGUCAGAUGUUUUUAUUAAUAAAAUAAUGAUUUUAUUUUGAGAUAAUUACAAUAAUGUCAAUUAGGUCAUUGCUUUAUACUGGAUUUUUAAUAUCAAUUAUUGAGUCAGCUCAUUUUAAUGGCGGUUCGGUGACUUUUCGACCAUUGAAUAGUUCAGCAACUGGUAGUACAGUGUCAAUAUUAAUUACACAAACUUAUAUAUGGACUUAUCCAAUAAUAUACUGUGAUAAUUCUAUAAUUGCAUCACAAACGUUUGUAAACUUGUCAUCUACUUAUCCUGGCUAUUCAUUAACCUGUAUAUCAAGUUGCACUACAGCCAUUGGCUACAGUCCACUAUCGGUUUAUUCUCCUUGUACUGAUUUUAGUGAUCCAUUAGAACUUACCAUUGGACAGCGUUCGGAUGUUGUUGCUCUCCAAUCGACUGAUCACUUUACUAUUGCAUUUCAAAAUGACGCAUGGUAUCAUUUAGCUUUACCUGCUACUCCAGUAAAUCCGUCUUGGAGUCUAGCUUGUACCAUUAAACUUCUUGUACGACCAGAUGGAACAAUAAAUACAUCACCAGAGGCCGUAAUGGUAUCUCCCAUAAAUAUACCAGUUGGAAUCACUCAGUAUGUAGUAAUCCCGGUGUCAGAUGCCGAUAAUGAUAAUGUAAGAUGUCGAUUUGCAAAUGGUUCAAAUGAAUGUGGUGACGUUUGUCCGCCAGGUUCUUUACCUAGUUCAACUACAAUAUUAUCAAAUUGCACUUUGGUGAUUAAAGGACUGACUGCUAAUGUUUACUAUGCGGUCACAAUACAGGUCGAAGAUUAUUGGAAUACAACGACGACAACUCCGUUUAGUUCUGUGCCUGUACAAUUUUUAAUCUAUGUUGUCUCACCACCAGGAUGCCAACUACCAGUGGUGUACAGCACAUUUAACACUGGUUCAUGUAUUGUUGUGCAAAUCGUACAACAUCGACUACGAGUACCACAUCGACUACGAGUACCACAUCGACUUCGAGUACCACAUCGACUUCGAGUACCACAUCGACUACGAGUACCACAUCGACAACAAGUACAACAUCUACGUCCAUCGGUAACGUCAACAAGCACAACUAGCACAACAAGUACUUCAACGGCAACAACAACGACUCCACCACUAACCCAGAGAGAUGGUAUAAAUUUAGCACUGUUACUUGGAUUAUUAUUACCAUUACUUGCUUUAUUAGCAUUAUGCUGCUGUUGUUAUUAUUGUUGUUGUUAUAAAGCGUAUUGGAGUUCACGGAAGUUGCGAAUAGAAAAUGAUGAAAACAAUGCUUACUAUCGAAAACAGUAUAUUAAUGAGAGUCACGAUGAUGAAAAUAGUGGUAAACCGUUACAAAUGAAAUCACCUGAUGACUCAUUAGUAUCUGUCUCUUCAUCUCCGUUUGAACUAAGUAAUGCUGAAACAACAUACUUAACUUUCGGCACGCCUUCAAUACUUAAUAAACAUUAUACUAACAAAAUAAACAAGAAUUUAGAUAAUGGUUCUGAAACAACACAAACAAGACUGUUAUCACCGUCAACAUUGAGUUGGAAUUAUACUGAGAAUCCCACUCCAAAAGAUUUAUCAUACAUUAGUACCCCAUUGUCAACAUCAAUACUCUACAAUAGUCCUCCGCGUCAAAGUUCAAGAUCACCACAUGUACAAUGCAACAGUUCUGUGUUAGCUCUUGCUUAUUCGGCGCAGUGUACGGGGGAUGUUCCAUUAAAUUCUUCGAUAUUAGAUCAUGCAUAUUCCCAACAACAAAGGAAAAGCGUUAUGGACAAAGAAACAAAAAUGGCAUGGUAG
Didymodactylos carnosus is the source of this 2800-nucleotide messenger RNA. The record is from the annotation of a GenBank genome assembly. NCBI's taxonomy places the organism in Eukaryota, Metazoa, Rotifera, Eurotatoria, Philodinida, Philodinidae.